This is a messenger RNA of Aphanomyces invadans, 725 nucleotides long. RefSeq lists its product as hypothetical. Gene Ontology annotation, cellular component: membrane. NCBI's taxonomy places the organism in Eukaryota, Oomycota, Saprolegniomycetes, Saprolegniales, Verrucalvaceae. The record is from RefSeq and is a predicted model, not a curated record. The transcript has a single exon. The coding region runs from base 42 to 482 and encodes 146 amino acids.
CUGGCGACGCCCAGGUUCAGGUCGAAAGAAGCACUACGACGAUGACGGACGUGAUUCACCUGGAAGGUGCCCGUGUGAUGCUGGGCUACGUGGCGUCCUUCCUCUUCGCCAUCGUCAUGCAAGUGUUCUCCAAGCUCAGUGCGAUGAAGCAGCACAAAAAGGACAAAGCCAGUGGUGCGUCCAAGGAACGAUUCAACCGGUACACGAGUGACCUCAUGCUGGCUGGUGAUCGCUCAGUGGGGAACUUUGUCGAGUGGCAAGGCGCCUUCCUCGUGCUCUUUUGGACGAAUAUCGUGGCUGCGGGGGCAAAAGAAGUCUGGCUUGGCUGGGUUUAUGUUGGCAUCCGCUUUGCAUACCCCAUCUUAGCCUACUUGGGAGGCAUCAAGCAGAGCGGUGCCCAGCCUCUGAUCUUCCUGGCUACUCUACCAGGUUAUUACGUGCUGUUCCGCUACAUGUACUUGAUUUAUGUAGCUGUUUACUAAAGGGACAAGUUGUGCCGCGCUAAUGCAUGGGGAUCAUAACCUUCUUGUGCAUUCUGCCUGAGGUCCUUGAACUAAACAUGGCAUUUUCUACCUGGCUGACACUGUUAUGUUAAUGCUGUGUGAAGUGAGCAUCGACACAUUAUUCCGCUCAACCUUCGCUGAUGCCAUAUCCCAAGCAAGACACGAUCUUCGUCUUGUCAAUGCGAUUCUGGUCGGGGACACACGGCACAACUCCCCAUGGUC